Molecule: messenger RNA, 1572 nt
Organism: Aspergillus neoniger CBS 115656
Lineage: Eukaryota; Fungi; Ascomycota; Eurotiomycetes; Eurotiales; Aspergillaceae
Product: proline-specific permease
Exons: 2
Coding region: 1-1572 (523 amino acids)
Biological process (GO): amino acid transmembrane transport
Cellular component (GO): membrane
Molecular function (GO): amino acid transmembrane transporter activity
Source: RefSeq, a predicted model, not a curated record
AUGUCAGUCUCAAAACCCAUUUCCAGCCACAAUGCCCCGAUCCAGACAGCGAACGUGACCAAAGCAGACCCCUCAGCAGAUCUAGAGAAUGGACUAUACCAAGUCCCAUCACAGAAAGAAGGCCAAGUGGAAAACAUCAUUCAAGUUGAGACUGUCAGAGGUCUCAAACCGCGCCACACCCAAAUGAUAGCAAUUGGCGGUGCUAUCGGAACCGGACUGUUCAUCGGAAGUGGUGAAUCUCUAAGCAUCGGGGGGCCGCUGUUUCUUUUGCUGGGCUACUCUCUCCUAACGCUACUGGUCUUCUGCAUCGUGACUGCGACAACUGAGUUCAGCUCCUUCCUUCCAGUCCGCGGCUUAUCCGUUGCCUACUUCGGCCAUCGAUUCGCCUCGAGUAGUAUGGGCUUUGCCUUAGGGUGGAUGUACUACUACGUCUUCGCCAUCACGGUCCCUUCGGAGAUUACUGCUGCGGCGCUCGUCAUCGAUUACUGGCCUAGUCCUGUGAAUAUCGCUGUAUGGAUCACAAUCAUGUUGGUGGUGAUUGUGGGUUUGAACUGCUUCCCGGUCACAGUAUACGGAGAAACGGAAUUCUGGUUCGCCUCGAUCAAAGUAAUUUGCAUCAUCGGCCUCUUCAUCAUGGCCCUGGUAGUCACCUGCGGCGGUGCCCCGAAUCACACAGCAAUAGGAUUCGCCUAUUGGCAUAGCCCCGGAGCUACCAAUGAGUACAUCGUCAGUGGAGCCUCGGGGCGACUAGUCGCUUUCAUCGCGACCCUACGCUUCUCCGCCUACAUUUUUGCCUUCACACCAAAGCUCCUAGUCAUCACAGCAGGGGAGAUGCAAAACCCCCGCCAGAAUCUCCCCACAGCCGGACGGCGGUUCUUUAUCCGACUGGUCAUCUUCUAUAUCCUCGGUGCCUUCCUCAUAGGUCUGAUCUGCCCGAGCAACAACAAUCAGCUACUAGGGAGCAGCAGCGACGCCAGCGCCUCUCCCUGGGCAAUCGCAGCUAAAGACGCAGGUAUAAAGGGUCUCGACUCGGUAAUCAACGUCGUAAUUCUAUUAUCAGCCUGGUCGGCAGGGAACUCAUGGCUAUAUCUUGCCACUCGCACACUAUAUUCCAUGGCGACUCUCGGUACUGCGCCUAAGAUUUUCAAACGCUGUACAGCAUCAGGCGUCCCGUACAUGUCUCUGGGAUUUACCUCACUAUUUUCCCUUCUCGCAUACAUGAACGUCAGUUCCUCCGCCGCAACAGUAUUUAACUGGUUCGUCAACCUCGUGAAUAGUGGCGCGUAUGUGAGUUGGGUCUGCGUAUGUGUUAUAUACAUUCGCUUUCGAAAGGCCACGGCGUCGCAGGGACUUGAUGUUGCGGGGUUGCCGUAUCGGUCGAGGUUUCAGCCAUAUGCUGCGUAUUUUGCUGGCUGUGUCAUCUUCUUGUUAUUGUGGUUAAAUGGGUUUACGGUAUUGUAUACUGGGUGGGGUGGACCUUGGUUGAUUCCGUGUGAGGAGGUGGAUCUGCUGACUGGGAUAGCUGAGAUUGUUGCUGCGGAGGUUCCGACUUCUAGGCGCACUGGGAGGUGA